CUCACAUCACAGCCGCCAAAAUGAUCAACCUCGGAAUCAUUGGAACAAACUGGAUCACCCACUCCUUUGUCGAGGCCGCCCACGCAACUGGCAAAUACAACCUCACAGCUGUCUAUUCUCGAAAAGAAGAGACUGCAAAGGAGUUUGCAUCCAAAUAUACCACCACCAACAACAACAUCACCUGCUACACGGACCUCAAUGCCCUUGCCAGCGGUGACAAGAUCGACACCAUCUACAUUGCCAGCCCCAACAUCCUGCACUACGAACAAGCCAAGCUGUUCCUUACCUCGGGAAAGAAUGUCAUCUUAGAGAAGCCCAGCUGCAGCACUGUUUCCGAACUCGACCAUCUUUUUGCGCUUGCAAAAGAAAACAACGUCAUCCUUGUCGAGGCGUUCCGCCACAUUCAAGAAGCAAAUUUCAAGCUACUGAAGCAAAAGAUUGCCGAUAUAGGCCCGCUGUAUGGCGCCUCAAUCAACUUUGCCCAGUACAGCAGCCGGUACGAAAAGGUUCUGCAGGGUGAGGUUCCCAACAUCUUCAACCUCGAGAUGGGCGGUGGUGCAUUAGUCGACCUUGGUGUAUACUGCGUCGCAGCCGCCGUCGACCUCUUUGGUGCACCCCUUGACUCGCAGUAUUGGCCUGUCAAAAUUGCAACGGGGGCAGAUGGCGCCGGCCGUCUGAUCCUGACGUACCCCAAUUUUACCGUCCAUCUCUGCCACUCCAAAAUUUACAACUCUGACGCGCCGUCUGAGAUUUAUGGAGAAAAGGGCACACUCAUUGUACCGACCAUCACCGAUAUCAACAAGGUUACCCUGUGGGAUCCAAAGAAGAAGACAAGAGAGGAUAUCCCUGGUGUCAAGACACCCGAAAAGCUCAAUCUGAUUGAAGAAGCGAGGGAAUUCGCAAGGUGUAUCGAAGAAAAGGACCAUGUGGAAUUGAGCCGAUUGGAGAAGCAUUCAAGGGACACGCUAGCCAUUAUGCACAAGGUCAGGCAUGACAAUGGCCUUGUAUUUACUGGUGGCAAGUAGCGAGCUCGCGUGACCAAAAAAAAAGGCUAUGGCAUCCCUGUGCCAAGUUGCGAACGCGAGAUGGGUGGGGUGAAGAUGGUGUAACGGGUACCUGUUCCUUAGGACCCCUUUUUUUGCACUACACUUUCCUUCUGUCACUAUGUAUGUAUGUACAUAAGCUUAUCACUACAAGUGUGCUAUUUGUUUGCCAUGGCAUCAGCAUCAUCUUUUUUUUUUGCAAAUCCAUAGUGAAGAAGUCAUGAAUAUAUUGUUUUUUUUGAGAA
Messenger RNA from Bipolaris maydis ATCC 48331, 1288 nucleotides. RefSeq lists its product as uncharacterized. Gene Ontology annotation, molecular function: nucleotide binding. NCBI's taxonomy places the organism in Eukaryota, Fungi, Ascomycota, Dothideomycetes, Pleosporales, Pleosporaceae. The record is from RefSeq and is a predicted model, not a curated record.